AUGGAUUACAAAGAUGAAGAUGAUUUGCCAAAGGAGAUUCCAUCAAAGAAACAAGUAAAAAGCUUUAUUGAAUCAUCAAUAGAAGCACAGGAUUAUGAUGAAAAUCAAGUUAAAUCUCUUGAAAAAGCAUUUAUUCAUUCAAUUCAAUCCGGAAAUACAGAUGAUCUUAUAAUUAUCUCGAAUGCAAUUCAAAAUAUUAUGUUGCAGUAUCCAAAUGAACUAUGUAACACAUUCCUUGCAGAUAAAUUUCAUGAAUUUCUCGAUGAAAUUUUUUGUGAAAUGGUUUCAGAAGAAGAUAUACCAACUCAAAUCACCACAGUUAUCAAUCUUAUUGCAAGUCUAAUUGAAAAUUCCUCAAUAAUUGGCAAUUUCUUCAUUGAAAGAGAAUAUUCAAACGACGCAAAUGUUUUAAUGUCAAGAGAAGAAACAUUUUUGACAUCUCCAUGCUUAUAUCUCUUCGCAGUCUUACUAUUACGCAAUGCAAUUAAAAAGGAUGUUGAUGAAUGGAUUGAAUUUAUGCAUCAAGCAGUUUUAAUAUAUCUAACUGGUGUCCCUCGAUCAUCAUAUAAAUACACAGCAUUAAUUUGCAAAUAUGUAUUGAAUGAUACGUCAAUUGAAAAAACUCCUCAAUUAAUUAGUUCAAUGACAUCAGUUAUGUUGACUUUAGGAUACAUGAUUGAAUUGUAUAAUGCAGAGGAGUACGUUGUCCUCCUUAAUCAAUGUGCAAUUAAAAUUUUAAGUAUUAAUAUGAAUAUUAUCCAAGAAUCAGACUUCAAUGAGUUUUUCAACUUAUUAAAUGAUCAUUUUGAAAGUUUAUUAAACCCAAGACUCAUAAAUAAUUAUGAAAAAGCAAAUUACACAUUUUUUAAACUGAUUGGCAAUGUUUCACGUGAUUAUUCCAUUUCUUAUUGCAAGAAUCUCAUUAAUUCAUUACAAUUUCAAGUUAUAAAAUUGAUCAUUUCAGAAUGUUCCGAAGAAACUUGUUCAGAGUUCGUCCAUUUAUUAGCUUUUUAUCUAGAAACAAUUGAUUCAGAGACUGUCAUGUAUGUUUACCUUAGCCAGUGCGAAAUGAUUGGUUUUUUGAAAACAAAUUUAAUUCGUGGAACAUUUAAAUGCGUUGAAGCGUUUUUACACUACUUUUAUGCAUUGACAAUCCAUGAUCCACAAGAUGUUCUUUCAGAUAUGAUUGCUGCUGACAUUUUUGAGGAGACAAUCGAACAAAUUGAUUCAGCAGAGAGCCAAGGAGUUAUAUGGUUCUUAAAAGGAUUGAUUAAUCUACUUAGUUCAUUGGGUAACACAAAAGACAAUGUUAUUGUCGAAAUUUAUUACCAUGAACAGUAUAUGAAUACUUUUUAUGAUCUUGUUGAUGAUGAUUCUGACGAAAUAUCAGAAUUAGCUCAAACUGUUUUGUCUUAUUUCCCUCGUGAAGAAGAGGAUUAA
Molecule: messenger RNA, 1440 nt
Organism: Trichomonas vaginalis G3
Lineage: Eukaryota; Parabasalia; Trichomonadida; Trichomonadidae
Product: armadillo (ARM) repeat-containing protein family
Exons: 1
Coding region: 1-1440 (479 amino acids)
Source: RefSeq, a predicted model, not a curated record